Molecule: messenger RNA, 3000 nt
Organism: Chelonus insularis
Lineage: Eukaryota; Metazoa; Arthropoda; Insecta; Hymenoptera; Braconidae
Product: nose resistant to fluoxetine protein 6-like
Exons: 12
Coding region: 759-2921 (720 amino acids)
Molecular function (GO): acyltransferase activity, transferring groups other than amino-acyl groups
Source: RefSeq, a predicted model, not a curated record
CAUAAAAAGAUAAGUUUAUGCAAGCUUGAUUUUAUUUUCAUUUAUAAGACAUUACAUUUUUAGGGCAUUGUUUAUUGUUAAUUAAAUUAAUUAACUAGUAUAAAACAUUCCAAAUCAUUGUUACAUAUUUUAAGAAUAGAAUUAAUACUUAUUCCAACUUAUCUUUUUUUGUUUCUUUGAUAUAAAAAAAUGUCAUUUAAUUGAAUAUCAUAAAUUUCUGUAUAAGUACUUGAGAAGAAACGUUCAACUUUCUCUAGAAUAAGACUUGCUCUAAGCGUGAUGCAACGUCCGUACUAUGAUACAUCGAUACAUUACAUCGUUUUCCACACUACUUUCACAUUGCUAAUCUUCAGCUUGUAUUUCGAGUUUAUAGUAGUUUAUUGUUAUCAACUUUUAUCUUUUAUUUAUUGUAAAUAAACUUGAAUUCUCCAUGAUGUAUAAUUAAUGAAAUAUGACCAUUAAUCUUUGACUUUAAUACUGACAUGUAAUUUUUGUAAUUAUUUAAAAAUUGAAUCAAGUAGAUAAAUACUAAAAUCAAAGAUCAAAUGUGUUCAUCUCUUAUGUUUAUAGAAAAUAGAGGGGAUUACUACUAUAUUUUACUCUCCAUUUCAAUUCUGCCCUGAAAUAUUCAAUCCUUCCUCACUGGCAGUCACUUUUCUUCUAACACAAUCCCCUGACUAUCUGAGCCAUUGAAAAUUAUAGUAAUCAAAUUUAAAUACUCUAUUAUAAAUAACAAAUAUUGAAUUGAGUUUAAAAUAAUGUUUAAAUUAUCUUCAGUUUAUGUAAAAAUUUGUUUUAUAACAUUAGUCAUUUAUUUUAUUGGAAUUAUUAACAAUGUGAAAGCUAAUUCAAAUGAUAAAAUAGAAAAGAGUUUUCCAGCAUAUAUAAUAACAGAAACAACAGAUAUUUUAAAAAAUUUUAGUAAGUGUAAGAGUGAGUUAAACAUGCUUCGGGAAGGAAUUGAUAAUCGAAAGUUGUGGAGUUUAAAGAUCCUAGAUGCAAAUGGAAAGCCUUCAUCAGGAUUUAUAUACGGCAAUAAAUUUUGGCUUGGUCAAAAAACUCAAUGCUCAGAUCUUGGAAAUAAUAAACCCUUAGAAUUAAUUCCAAGUUUUCUAAAAAAUAAUUCCUUAUAUCGUAAUAUUGAUGAAGAAUUUCCACCCUAUGAAAUUAAUUAUUUUAUUGCACGUUUUAGACAUAAUAGUACCAUUCAAUAUCAUGUGAGAAUGCCAGAUGAAGAUAUCAUAACUUUGGGACUUUGUCUUCCCGCUUCCUGUACAACGCAUGAAUUGCAAAGUAUUCUCAAUGAAAUAUUUAAAACAAAAGCUCUUCCGGUAGGUGAUUUAUAUGCAGCAGAUUUUAGUCUCAUCCAUGUCAAAGAUGGUAGAUUUGAUUAUCACUGGUUAUUAAAUUGGCAAUCUAUUAUUUUUAUAAUGAUCUUAAUAAUAAUAGGGUUGAUGAUCAUUUUGGGAACCGGAUAUGAUAUUAUUAUUUAUCAGAAAAGACUAGUAAAAAAAAAAAGACUCAUGAAUUUAAACGACAAUAAUGAUGGAUUAUAUUUAAAUCCAACUAGCUUUCCUCAACAUAAACAUCUUGCGAUAAAAAAUACUUGUAAACCUUCAAGUAUGCUUUGCCACAUUCUGUUAUGUUUUUCCGUUUAUACGAAUUCUGGUAUGAUUUUUAAAACUAAAAUAAAAAAAGAUUCAAUAUCUGCUAUCCAUGGCAUAAAAUUCCUUGGAAUGCUUUGGAUAAUUUUAAUUCAUACUGUGAUAUACAUGAAUGAUUUUGCUGAUAAUAGAAUAACAGCUUGGCGAAAUGGAGAGGGUUUUAGUGCUCAAAUAAUUAGUAAUGGAGCAAUGUCAGUGGAUACUUUUUUUUGUAUCAGUGGAUUUUUAGUAGCUUGGUUAUUUUUUAAAGAGAAAAAUAAAAAGAAGGAAGAAAGAGAACAUGCUAUAAGACUUAAUUGGACAAAUUUUUUUGGAUUAAUAAUUAAAAGAAUUGUGAGGUUGACUCCUGCCUAUAUGAUAGUUUUAGGAAUAAUUCAAAUGUUUACAAGUUUUUAUGCUCAUGUAGCACUGUUUCAAAUGUCUGAAAGGCCUGAAGAAAUGUGUGCCAAAUAUUGGUGGAGAAAUUUGCUUUAUAUUAAUAAUUUAUUUGAUAAAGACACAAUGUGUUUGUCUUGGAGCUGGUACAUAUCAAAUGACAUGCAAUUUUUUAUUGUCGGAAUAUUUCUCCUUUUCUUAUCAAACAUAUAUUUCUAUUUAGCUGUAAUUCUGCUAUUUGGGCUUUUAAUUUCCUCAGUUCUGAUUACUGGCUAUGUAUCAUAUUCUAAUGAAUUCAUUUUCACAGCAGACGAUCUUUGGAAUAAGAUGAAUAUUAUUUAUGAUCCACCAUGGGUACGAAUUGGUCCUUAUUUAGUUGGAAUGAUUGCAGCAUAUAUAUUAUUCAGAUUGGAAGGAAAAUUGAUUGUUAAAAAAGGCACUUUAUGUCUUCUUUGGAUUUUGGGAAGUUCAUGCAAUCUUCUUACAUUGUUUGGCACAUCAAACAGAAGAAUUUUAACAGUUGUUACUUCAGCAUUUUACAUGGCUUUAGGCAGAACUAUUUGGGGAAUUGGCAUUGCUUGGUUGUUAAUUGCAUGUCAUACCAAUAAUGCAGGAAUUAUAAAUAAUUUUCUUUCACUCAAAGCCUGGAUUCCUAUGAGCAGAAUGACUUAUGGAGCUUAUUUACUGAACCCAAUAAUUGCUAGUACAAUGUAUAUGAUGGCUGAAAAACCAGUACAUGUGGAUAUUACACCAGCGUUUAUUACUUACCUAGGCAAUGUUUUCCUGACGUAUCUUUUUGCUUAUAUUCUUGCAAUAACGUUGGAGACGCCCUUCAUUUUACUUCAAAAAGUUUUAACACAACCUCGUCAUAGGCACCAAUAAUUGGAUAAUAUGGAUUAUCUUAUAAAGAUUUAUAAAAUUGACCAUAAUUGCAACAAAAUAUAUUCAAAACUAACAAUGA